AUUAUAUGUUAUAUCAUGUGUUGUGGUGUUAUUGGUUAUGUUUAAUAUUGUAUGUGUAACACGUGGGUGCUAAGCUCAGGUAAGUACACUAGAGAACGGAAGUGCACGUGCCGGGGGUGAGGAUUCGUCACACAGGUAACAUACGCGAGACGUGUACAUGUUGUAAUGGCGAUGUGCUAAACAUUACCUGUGUCAGACACAUUCCAUGGAUUCAGGCACAGAAUACAGACUGUGCUUUCCAUGACGGAUUGAUAUUCCUGCACCUAUCAGGACCCUGUCUGCAUAGACGACUUGGGCUUCAGGACCAAUUUUGAUAUGAGGUUAGCCACAGGAGGGAUUUUGUGGACUGUACGGAAGGGUCAGGGUGCCAGAAACGUUAAUCAGUGUGUCGACCGACAGGAACAACCAGCUCUGAGUGGGGACUAGCGGACUAGUCAAGUCACAUGUUGGUGCCCUGACAACUGGGACAACGCUAUUAAAGUCUAGUUACCUGCGGGUAACUUACGGAAACACUGUGUGUUUACCUACGUCGUGGCAGACGUAGCUUCUCGGGACCUGAACUGUGCUGCGGUACAGAACUGUUCCGGGUGAUCUGUGCUGCGGUACAGUAGUGUUGUGGGUGAUCUGUUCGGGUAGAACAGAUGGUGUGCUGUCGACCAGACGUUGAUUUAUGGAACAUUGUUUUUGAGGACACUUUACUUUAGAAGACUGUGGUCCUGAUGAACUGUACUAUUAUGAUUAGAGGGUGCAUGGGUUGAGAGUGAGUGUGAUAGUGAGUACUAGUGAAUUUGCAUUUAAUAAAUUGUAUAUAUUUUCAUGAUCUUUCUUUGUGUUGCUCUUUACAUCCAAAUUCCUUAAACCGGCGCUUGUCCGACGUUACAAAUGGUGGCAGCGGUGGGAUAGCCGACGUUACGGUAUUUGGAUUUAAAAGCACAAUUAUUACACUAAUUGAGUAACGUAUAAAUAUGUUUUUGUUAUGAUUAUGCUAGAUAGGCAUUUCCUGGGGGGGACAUUCUACCUAUUUUCUACUGUAUUCUGUUAAUGUUAGGUAGCCAAACACCUUUGACUUGACAGGAGGAGAUAACUGCAAGGUAAGUUAACUGUCGAUCCAGUAAUAUUUGACCAGCGGUCCAGAUGCACUGUGAUGCUAGAGGGAAGUUGGGGUAAGUACUAUCUGUUGUUGUUGUUGUUGUUUUGUCUUCGUUGUAUUUGUGGCAUUGUUUUAUCCUGUAAUGUAAAUAUGACGACACUUAACGAGAUAAUCGCGGCUGGGAAGGAGCUUGGUUACACGGGAGAUGAGCUACGGCAGUUUUUGAAGGAAACACAGGACCGAGCUAGAGAUGAGCGGGAGAUGGAGAGGAAGAUGAGGAAGGCUGAGGUGGAAGCUGACCAAGCAGAAAGAGACAAGGAGAGGUUGCUGAAGGUGGAGACAGAGAAGAAAGCCAUGAUGAUUGAGCAAGCUAAAAUAGAAGCUGAACGAGAAGCCAGAGCGGAUGAAAGAGCAGAGAUGGAACAUAAGCGGAAGCUGGAACUACACCAGGCAGGCAUUUUAGAUGUUACCAGUGACACCUCUAGAGUCUCAAUGAAUACACCGAGGGGUCCGAAACUGCCAGCCUUUGACGAGGGUAAAGAUAGUAUGGACGCAUAUAUUCAGCGCUUUGAAGUGUAUGCCACAGCUCAGAGAUGGAACAGGGACCAAUGGGGAACCAACUUAAGUGCCUUAUUGAAAGGAAAAGCAUUGGAAGUGUUUUCCCGGUUACCUGUGUCACAAGCUUUGAACUUUGACUACUUGAAGAAGGCCUUAUUGCUACGGUUUGAGAAGACUGAGACUGGGUUCCGGAAGAGUUUCCGAAGUACUAGACCGGAAGGAGGUGAGACCUUUGCUCAAUUUGUUAUUCGGCUUGAGAGUUAUCUGGAGAGAUGGACGGAAAUGGCUGGGGCUGAGAAAACGUAUGAAGGCCUAAAGGAUAUUAUGAUGAAAGACCAGUUUAUUUGUGGAUGUAGUCAGGACUUGUCGUUAUUUCUGAAGGAGAGAUCCCCUGCGUCUGUUAAAGAUAUGGCGAAAAUUGCUGAUCAGUAUGCGGAGGCCAGAGGGGCAACAGCUCAGUCCUUAUCGUCAAAGACAGCAAAGGUUGGUGGUAGUAAAUCAGCUGGAAGUAGUAUGACCGAGUCAACGCCAGGGAAGAAAUCCUUCGGAUCUACAACCGACAAGCGAUGCUAUUCUUGUGGGAAACUGGGCCAUCUUUCUUUUGAAUGCCGGAGCAAAAAAUCCUCAAAUAAAGUGGCGACAAUUAUUUAGGGCAACAAAGCAGAAGGCAAGCAGCAGCAUCCCAGAGAUAGCAAGAGGAAAGGUGUCGAAAGGAAAAAGAAAGAUAAAGAAGAACAGAGAAGAGUGAAGGAUAAUCCCAGACUUAGUGUUUCAUGUAAUAUGAGGAUUCCAGAUUCACCAGAGAUGCCAGUAAUGACAGGACGUAUUGGGGUACGACUAGUUACGGUAUUGAGGGACACCGGCUGCAGUGGCGUCGUAGUGAGGCGAAGUUUAGUGGAUCCUAAACAGAUGACGAAGCGGAUAAAGACUUGUACUCUAGCAGAUGGUUCGAAGUUGGAAGUACCAAUUGCGCAGUUAGAGGUUGAUACACCGUAUUUGCGAGGCACUACUGAAGCUUGGGUACUCGACACACCGUUGUAUGACCUGAUAGUUGGUAACGUUGCGGGAGCUCAACCACCUGAUCAACCUG
Messenger RNA from Mizuhopecten yessoensis (Yesso scallop), 2738 nucleotides. RefSeq lists its product as uncharacterized. The coding region runs from base 1145 to 2299 and encodes 384 amino acids. The record is from RefSeq and is a predicted model, not a curated record. The transcript is spliced from 2 exons. NCBI's taxonomy places the organism in Eukaryota, Metazoa, Mollusca, Bivalvia, Pectinida, Pectinidae. Gene Ontology annotation, molecular function: zinc ion binding; nucleic acid binding.